ACUUUCUUUCUAUGCAUCGCGACGCACGACAUUUGCUAGGAAAUUGGAACUGUCUCGACCAUAUAGGGACUGUUGGCAUGUAUGAAUACACUCGUCAUCUCUGACACCUGCAUACAUGCCAACAGUCACUAUAGGUUGCCAAGUGGGCACCUGAGAUAUUGUAGUAAAAAAGUUGAAUGUGAAUGUGGGGCUCGGCUGCUUUCAUGGAACUGUCUCAACAGGUGAGACAGAAAGAACAUGAACGGAGAAAUGAACGGCACAGUGAGUGAAAAAGUAGAAAGCACAAAUCAUGUGGAUACAAGUGAAAAGAAAGACAAGAAAAAAGAGCCUAAAGUAGAAAUGGUCAGUCCCAUUAGUAUGUUUCGCUAUGCAGACUCGGUGGAUAUACUGCUAAUGGUACUGGGCACACUUAUGGCAGUAGCUCAUGGGGGCGCCAUGCCCGCCAUGGUUAUAGUGUUUGGAGACAUGACAGACAGUUUUGUUUCUGAUUCCAUCGCAGGACUAGGGAAUUUUACUGGGCCACAAUCGAAUGAAACAUUGGAACAACAAAUGACAAGAUUUGCCUAUUACUACUCAGGACUGGGGGCAGCAGUCCUCCUUGCUGCCUAUAUACAGAUUUCCUUUUGGACCUUGGCUGCAGGCAGACAGAUAAAGAGGCUGAGAAAAAAGUUCUUCCACGCAGUUGUGCGACAAGAAAUAGGAUGGUUUGAUGUGAACGAAAUAGGAGAGUUGAACACACGUCUGACAGAUGACAUUUCCAAGAUAAAUGAAGGAAUUGGUGAUAAAAUUGCCUUGCUUAUCCAGUCAGUGGCUACCUUCUUAGCUGGAUUCGUUGUAGGCUUUAUAGAAGGAUGGAAGCUGACUUUAGUUAUUCUGGCAGUCAGUCCAGUCCUGGGAGUGGCAGCUGCUCUCUUCUCCAAGGUCUUGACUAGUUUUACUAGUAAAGAGCAAGUGGCCUAUGCAAAAGCCGGAGCAGUGGCUGAGGAGGUUCUGUCAUCCAUCAAGACUGUGGUGGCUUUUGGGGGACAAAAAAAAGAGAUAGAAAGGUAUCGCACAAAUUUAGAAGAUGCCAAGAAGGUUGGAAUAAAGAAGGCUGUCUCUGCAAACCUGUCAAUGGGCUUCGCCUUCCUUAUCAUCUACGCGUCCUACGCGCUGGCUUUCUGGUAUGGAAGCAAACUUAUCCUAGAUGAAGGGUACACCAUUGGAAAAGUACUAACGGUCUUCUUUUCAGUUAUGAUUGGAGCGUUUGCGGUUGGCCAAACAUCUCCAAAUAUCCAAUCAUUUGCCAGUGCAAGAGGAGCAGCUCAUAAAAUAUUUCACAUCAUUGACAGUGAACCGAAAAUUGAUAGCUUUUCAGACAGCGGAUACAAGCCAGAUCACAUCAAAGGAAAUAUUGAAUUCCGAAAUGUCCAUUUUACAUACCCAUCACGACCAGAUACUAAGGUAUUAAAAGGUGUGAACCUAAAGGUCAGCAGUGGCCAGACAAUUGCACUGGUUGGUAGCAGUGGCUGUGGGAAAAGCACAACAGUCCAGCUGCUUCAGAGGUUUUAUGAUACUGAUGAAGGAACAAUUACUAUUGAUGGACAUGACAUUCGAUCCUUGAAUGUAAAAUGCCUCAGGGAAAACAUCGGAGUGGUGAGCCAGGAGCCUGUUCUUUUUGCCACCUCUAUUUUAGAAAAUAUCCGCUAUGGGAGGGAGGACGUGUCCCAGGCUGAGAUUGAAGCUGCCACAAAGGAAGCAAACGCAUAUGAUUUCAUCAUGAAACUACCCCAAAAAUUUGAAACCUUGGUUGGCAACAGAGGCACACAACUUAGUGGAGGUCAGAAACAAAGAAUCGCCAUUGCUCGAGCUCUGGUCCGCAACCCCAAGAUUCUCCUGUUAGAUGAAGCAACCUCAGCACUGGAUACUGAGAGCGAGGCAAUUGUGCAGAUGGCACUGGACAAGGUCAGAAAAGGCCGGACCACUAUAGUAGUGGCCCAUCGCCUGUCUACAAUUCGCAAUGCAGACAUUAUCACUAGCUUUGAGGAUGGAGUGGUCACAGAUCAAGGCACUCACAGUGAGCUGAUGAGCAGAAAGGGGGUUUACCAGACCCUUGUCACUAUGCAGACAUACACAAGUAAAGACGAAGGGCUGGGUGCUGCAGAGGAGGUUGUGGAAGAUGAGAAGAGCCCUUCCAUGGUAUCGUUAACUGAAUCAACACUGUUCAGAAGAAGUUCAAACCAGCUGAGUGGAAAAACGACAGAGAAGGAUCUGGAAAACAAAGAUGAUGAAAAGGUGCCGCAGGUAUCUUUUUUCAGUGUCCUCAAACUCAACAAGACUGAGUGGCCCUAUCUGGUUCUAGGAACCUUUUGUGCCUUUGUGAAUGGAGGUCUCCAACCUGUUUUUGCCAUUAUCUUUUCCAAAAUCAUAGGGGUUUUUGCUGAAACAGACAGAGAUGUGUUGCGAUACAAAUCCACAAUGCUCUCCUUAUUCUUUUUAGCAAUUGGCGGGGUUUCAUUUUUCAGCAUGUUCUUUCAGGGUUUUAGCUUUGGAAAAUCUGGAGAAAUUCUUACAAUGAGACUUCGAUUCAGGGCAUUUAAAGCUAUGCUGCGACAGGACCUUGGAUGGUUUGAUGACCCUAAGAACAGCACCGGGGCCUUGACGACGAGACUUGCAACUGAUGCGGCUCAAGUGCAAGGAGCUACCGGUUCCAGGCUCGCUACCUUUGCUCAGAACACUGCCAACCUUGGGACAGCCGUGAUCAUUUCAUUCAUCUAUGGCUGGCAGCUCACUCUCCUCAUUCUGGCGAUUGUACCAGUGCUGGCUGUUGCAGGAGCCGUGCAAAUGAAAAUGCUUUCGGGGCAUGCUGAGAAGGAUAAAAAGGAACUGGAAGUUGCUGGAAAAAUUGCCACAGAAACCAUGGAGAAUAUUCGAACCGUUGUUGCAUUGACCAGAGAAAGAAAGUUUGAAUCUAUCUAUGAGGAAAACCUUGUGAUCCCUUACAGAAAUUCACAGAAAAAGGCUCAUGGCUAUGGCCUGACUUUUGCCUUUUCCCAGGCAAUCGUAUACUUUGCAUAUGCUGGCUGCUUCCGUUUUGGCGCCUACCUGAUUACAAAAAAUAUUAUGAAUUUUGAAGACGUGUUUCUUGUAAUUUCAGCCCUUGUGUUUGGAGCUCUUGCAAUAGGAGAGGCCACUUCCUUCGGUCCCAACUAUGCCAAGGCCAUAGUAUCUGCAUCCCACUUGUUUAUGCUGUUAAACAGAGUCCCAGCCAUAGACAAUGACUCUGAAGAGGGAGACCAGCUGAAACAAGUUGAUGGCAACAUCAAGUUUGAAGAUGUGGUGUUCAACUACCCUUCCCGCCCCGACGUGCAGAUAUUGCAAGGGCUCAGUUUAAAUGUGAAGAAGGGACAGACUUUGGCACUGGUGGGUAGCAGCGGCUGUGGGAAGAGCACCACCAUACAGCUGCUGGAAAGGUUCUAUGAUCCACUGAACGGCAAAGUGAUGCUGGACAAGCGCAAUAUGAAGGAGCUUAAUAUCCAGUGGCUCAGGGCUCAGAUGGGUAUCGUAUCCCAGGAGCCUGUGCUGUUCGACUGCAGCAUCGCAGAGAACAUCGCAUAUGGUGAUAAUAGCAGGAAGGUGACCCAGGAGGAGAUUGUGGCAGCAGCUAAGGCAGCCAACAUUCACUCCUUCAUUGAAAGUCUACCUGAUAAAUACAACACCCAAGCUGGUGACAAAGGGACUCAGCUCUCUGGUGGACAGAAGCAGCGUGUGGCAAUCGCCCGGGCGCUCGUCCGAAAUCCCAAAAUCCUGCUCUUGGAUGAAGCUACAUCAGCACUGGACACAGAAAGCGAAAAGAUUGUGCAAGAGGCCCUGGACAAUGCUAGAGAAGGCCGCACUUGUAUCGUUGUAGCACAUCGGCUGUCCACCAUCCAGAAUGCUGACAAGAUCGCAGUGUUUCAGAACGGCCAGGUGGUGGAGCUGGGAACACACCAACAGCUUCUCUCCAAACAGGGAGUAUACCAUGCACUUGUUAAUGUCCAGAUGCAACACACAUGAAUAAGCCAUGAAAACUAAGACCCAAUGCAGGACCUCCAGGUUUACAGUUUACCAUGUUUACUGUGCUUUUACCAAAGUGUAUCCUUCAUUGUACAGGUUACUCCUCAAGCCUUACCGAUUUGUAUUGUUUGGAUUUAAAGGUGCUUUUACAAAUUUUAGUUUCAUCAUAUUGUAAGGAAUACAUUUUCACCUUAAAAAUAAAACUGGCAAUUUGCACAGCUGUGACCAAAGGUUUUGCACCCCCCUCUAUAGAAUUAAAUAAUUUUGCUUCAUAAAGUUGAAUGAAACCUGCUGAAGAAUGUUCCGUUAACAUAUUGAAUUACAUACUGCUUUGUGGUUUUCCAUAUAUUUAAUGAAAAACUUUAGGCCAUAGCUGUAUGAAUAGUGACUUUUUGUGAUCCUUGUUGUGAAGACUUUCUUCCUUUCCAACAUCUACACACUUUCAAGUAUUUGCUUUCAGUCAGUCCCAGUGGCAGAUGGAAACAUAGUACGUGUUAUCCAAAUUCAAAUCAAUAUGUUUAAUAAUGCCACCAGCACAUUUUAACUUUUAACAUUGUAUAGGUUCAGAGAAAGCCAGAGCAAUGUGAAAUUUCUUUAAUGAUGCCAGUUUGAAAAUGAUUACUGAGGGUGCUGGUAGUCAUUUUUUGUACUGGCCUUAUUGCUUUCUUAGGCUGUGCUCACACUGGAUCCGUUUAGAGGGUUUGGUUUGCUUGCUAAACAUCAAUGUGAACAACUGCUGGACUCGGUCCUUUUGCACAUAAGAAACAAACUAUACAAAGUAACCUGACUCGGAAGUAAACACUUUGCUCAUAGUUUGGUUUGUAUUCUGAGGAAAUAAGUAGAGCAAAAAACAAAAAUGUCUUUGGGAACUAGGGUUAUUUACCAGACAUCCCAUGAAAACUAGGAUUGUCACAGUUUCAGUCUUAUUUGUCUUAUCCCGGUUUUACUAUUGUAUUUAUUUGUAUUAUUAUUAAGUACCAAACUGCAUCAGUGUGCUCUACAAGUUAAUAGCAGAGUAAUGUAUUAGGUUGCGUUAGUGCCAUUCAAAAAUAAAAUAAACAAUGAUAUGGAUUACAGUAGGGAGCAAAUUAGCCAAACUAACUGGGACUGAUGCUAGUUUGCAUAAUCGAUUUGUAUGGAUAAUCGAACAGGUAUUAAGAACAAUUACUGUACCUUAAAUAAUACAUAAAAUAAAGUUAACAUACACAAGUACUUAGUACACACUGUGUGGUCCAGUGGUUAAAGAAAAGGGCUUUAACUAGGAGGUCCCCAGUUCAAAUCCCACCUCAGCCACUGACUCAUUGUGUGACCCUGAGCAAGUCACUUAACCUCCUUGGGCUCCGUCUUUCGGGUGAGACGUAAUUGUAAGUGACUCUGCAGCUGAUGCAUAGUUCACACACCCUAGUCUCUGUAAGGCGUCUGCUAAAAUAAAAAAAUAAUAAUAAUAACCUACUCCAACACAUUAAGCAUACACAAUUACAAAGCUUUACAAAUCAUUACAUCAAUGCAAUUCAGUAAAACUUUAACACCUACAGUUAAGGUAGUGAAAUAUCGUAAUUAAAUGCCCAUAUACCAAACUUUGAAAAUCAUCAAAGAAUACAAUUCAGCACAACUUUGACACAUUACAGAACUUUAGGAAUCAUUAAACUUCAAAAAUUCAGUAAAAUGCUUCUAUACUUUGAUACUUGCUGUUAAGGCAUUGUAAUAACGUGCAAUUGAAAUUAAUAAGUUCUUAGCUGCUCAAUAACAUAGACAGGAUCUCCAGCCCUUACUGACGAAAUAGAACAUAAGAACAUGAGAAAGUUUACAAUCAAAAAUGAGGUGACUGUUUUAAUUUGCUUAACUGCAACAAUUUAAAGCACACAAUGCUCCAUCUAAGGUUUUGGUGUCAGAAUAAUUCUGUAACUUUAAUUUGCUUCAGUCUGCUGGUUCAUUUUUUUUGGCAGCUAAAUCUCAUAGCCUUUUUAACAGCAGAAACUGUGUGCGUAAUACACUACGUGUAAUUCAUCACGUAAUUACAGGUGCGUUCGGUUGAUUAGACAGUACGGUUGAUCAAAGAUCGGAUCAUUGACUCUACUGUAUUUGUUUAAUCAUUUUGAUUACGUGCAUAUGUUUAAAUGGUAAUAGCUGAUCUAUUUAUUAAAUCUGGCUUUUUGUACAUUUAACAUGUGUUCACUAGAUGACAAAAGAAAAUAAUGAAUUGUUAUGAUCUGCAAUAAAUUCACCCCAUGUUUAAUUUCUAA
Acipenser ruthenus (sterlet) is the source of this 6278-nucleotide messenger RNA. RefSeq names its product ATP-dependent translocase ABCB1-like. Gene Ontology annotation, cellular component: membrane. Gene Ontology annotation, biological process: transmembrane transport. Gene Ontology annotation, molecular function: ATP hydrolysis activity; ATP binding; ABC-type transporter activity. The transcript is spliced from 27 exons. Bases 238 to 4035 code for a protein of 1265 amino acids. The record is from RefSeq and is a predicted model, not a curated record. NCBI's taxonomy places the organism in Eukaryota, Metazoa, Chordata, Actinopteri, Acipenseriformes, Acipenseridae.